Molecule: messenger RNA, 1200 nt
Organism: Nicotiana tabacum (common tobacco)
Lineage: Eukaryota; Viridiplantae; Streptophyta; Magnoliopsida; Solanales; Solanaceae
Source: RefSeq, a predicted model, not a curated record
AUGGAUUUCUUUUAUUUCUUUUAUUAUGGAUUUCUUUGCUUCCUUGCUCUCCCUGAAACCAAAAGCUUAUUCUCCCGCCAUUCACCUGCCGGAACUCCGCCGGCAAUGGAAUUCUCGGACGAGUGGAAGUCUCUUUGGCCAAUAUCUUCAUCCUAUUCGCCACCACUUCUACUAUCAAAUUAUUCACACGAAGAAAAAUCCUCCUCAAAACGACGUCGUAUUGAUAGUCCAAUUGGCCCUUUGAUUUUCAAGCCAUGUGCGGAAACCCUAAGACUACUCCUCCGGUCGCCAUUGUUAUCAACUCGGCUUCCUCCUCCAGUUCCUGAGUUUUCUCUACCAAGAUUUCUACAAACUUCAAGUAGUACACUUCCUUCUACAGCUUCUUCAAUUGCUACACAGUUUAUUACUCCACAGGUUUCUGAAUCAAUUCACAACUUUAAUGCAAUCCAAUUGGUCCAUUGCCCUAAUAUUUGUGAAACUAACAAACCCAAUUCGGUUCUUGGAUUUUUUCCAACCGGGGAAAAUUAUGACCAAGUUGGGUAUUUUAUACUAUGUUUUGAGGAUAAACAAGUUGUGGUUAAGAAAUUUAAGAAUGGGAAAUCUUUGUUAGUGCAUAAUCACAAGUUGAAUUGUAGGAUUUUGAGGUUAUUAGUGAACCCAGUUACUGUUAGUGAAAUUGAUGAUAGUGCUUGUUUAUCUACUUUUGGGUAUUUAUUGGUUUGUACUUUGUAUUCUGUUCAUUGGUAUAGUGUGAAGAUGGGGGUUAAAGGUGUUGGCAGUGUUACAGUUGAUUACGUGGGUAGUGCUGAUAGAAACUUGUUUAAGGGUUGUGCUGUUUCUCAUGCUUGUUGGAGUCCACAUUUGAGAGAACAGUGUGUUGUGUUGUUGGAAAAUGGGAACUUGUACUUGUUUGAUAUGGAUUCUUGCCUGAGGAGUCGGACUUUGUUUGCUUGUGAUGUAUUGCAAGGGAAGAAAUUGCAGGUUUUGUGGGAUAAGUUGGAUAGAGAUGGAGAGUGGCUAAGCUGUGAAUUUAGCUGGCAUCCGAAGAUUUUGAUUGUUGCGAAUUCAAGGGCUGUGUUUUUGGUGGAUUUGAGGUCGGAGAAGGGCAAAGUCUGCACCUUGCUAAAGAUUGAGGCAGUGUCCUUGGGUAAAACUGAUAGAUUUCUUGCACUCUCUAGAGUGGAGUCUGACCCCUUUUGU